GAGCCUCAGUCACUGGAGAGGGAGAGGGAGCGGGAGCGAGAAGACAAAGCCGGCCAAGCCCCCGCUGCUGCCUUUCUCUCCAGCCCAGAGCAGGGACCGGAGCCUGGGGUCCUCCCUCCAUCUUCGGAACACACUAGUAAUUCACUGAUAACAGGACGUCAUGAGGGACCCUGUGAGCAGCCAGUACAGCUCCUUUCUUUUCUGGAGGAUGCCCAUUCCCGAACUGGAUCUGUCGGAGCUGGAAAGCCUGGGUCUGUCAGACACAUCCAUCUACAAGGUCAAGGACAGCAGCGCUGGCAAAAUGACCGGGCAAGCCACGGAAACAGAGCAGGAGAAACACCCCGAGGGCGACGCCCUCCUUCAGUACAGCACCUUCAACUUCUGGAGGGCCCCCAUCGCCAGCAUCCACGCCUUCGACCUGGACUUGCUCUAAGCCCGAGCCUUCUCUCCCACCACGCCUGCAUUGUCCAUCCCUUCCCCUAUUAAUCUUGCUUUCUUCCCUCUAUUGUGUUGCGGUGGUGCUGAUGAAUUUGCCAGAGUUGUGUCUUACUUAUUUAUUUGUUUAUUUAUUUAUUUAUUUAUUUAUUUAAUGGAUGUUUCUCUCAAAAGCCCUCAAGUCACAAAGUAAAGGGUUCAAGCAAUGAAGUAGUUACUACCCCCCCCCUCCCCCGUCCAUAUUAAUUCCAGAAAACAGGCCUGAUGGGGGCACCAGAGAGUAGUAUCGUAGUGUAAAAUGGAAGGGCUGAUUUUCUGACCUCAUUUGAGAUUGUUCCCAUUUUCCUAAUUUCUUGCUCUACGCCAGCACACACAAAUAUUUCUUCAAGGGUUGAAGAGUAAAUUUUGAGAUUAUCUGCUACAAGACAGUAGGAUUUCUAAAAGGCUAAGGUGAUAAGACACUUGCUUUUUUGAUUCUGCUCCUUCUUGUAAUAAAUUUUCUCAGAGAAAUUGGGGGUAAAGGUAUAAAACAAGAGGAGUAAUGUAUCUUGGAAAAUGAAAAUAGGGGAAAGCCCUGGAUCGUGUCAGAAACAGCUACACUCUCUCGAAAGGGUGUUUCUCCGUCAAGCCUCCUUGCUUUACUGUUUGGUUCCUAACCGUGGGCUGAAAACUUUUGAAAACUCGAUUUCAAAUCUUAAGAUGCAAUCUUGUUGACUAUCGUGGUACCUGGUAAGGUUUGGAUUCUGUUCCUAAAAGCCCUUGGGUGGGUCCUUAGCUUAGGCUUGCCCUCCUGCGUCUGCGAUGUGUGUUGAUCAAGGGGCCUCAGCUACCUUAGGACCACGAAGCCAACAACCACAUUCUGACCCCACAGCCUGUUCCCACUCCUCCCAACGUUCCUGCUGCUGGUUGUGCUGCAUUUACUCAUUUCUUUAAUAAAGACAUUCAACCC
Messenger RNA from Myotis myotis, 1384 nucleotides. RefSeq names its product MLLT11 transcription factor 7 cofactor (gene MLLT11). The coding region runs from base 161 to 433 and encodes 90 amino acids. Lineage: Eukaryota; Metazoa; Chordata; Mammalia; Chiroptera; Vespertilionidae. Gene Ontology annotation, biological process: positive regulation of release of cytochrome c from mitochondria; apoptotic signaling pathway; positive regulation of DNA-templated transcription. The transcript has 2 exons. Gene Ontology annotation, cellular component: cytosol; nucleoplasm. The record is from RefSeq and is a predicted model, not a curated record.